Xenopus tropicalis (tropical clawed frog) is the source of this 1924-nucleotide messenger RNA. It is a transcript of the gene gata1, whose product is annotated as GATA binding protein 1. Gene Ontology annotation, molecular function: DNA-binding transcription factor activity; zinc ion binding; sequence-specific DNA binding. Gene Ontology annotation, cellular component: nucleus. The transcript has 6 exons. Lineage: Eukaryota; Metazoa; Chordata; Amphibia; Anura; Pipidae. The record is from RefSeq and is a predicted model, not a curated record. Gene Ontology annotation, biological process: regulation of DNA-templated transcription; regulation of transcription by RNA polymerase II. Bases 212 to 1303 code for a protein of 363 amino acids.
AGGGGGCAGAAGAGUUACUUGUGGGAAGGAGGGGAAGAUGUGACAGAGUUGGCAGGUUGGUGAGUGAGUGCAAUAAGGCAGAUAGUGGGGACCCCGGGGCCCAAGGAGGGACUGUGGGCACAGAUACAGUCAGAGAUCUGGAUAAGGAAGGCUGUGUGGCAGCUCCCGCAGGAGGAUUCGCUGGAAGUGCAUCUCCCACCCCAUAGGAGCCAUGGAUUAUACCACUCUGACCACACAGGAGCCCCUCCCUAAUUAUACAGAGUCAGCUCUUGCAAGCACUUCUGAGGACUCAGAGUUCCUGUAUGGUCUGGGGGGUGAAAGCAGCCCUGGUCAUUAUGGGGGGACAGUGAGCUCCCGAGCAGUGGGGGGAUUCCGACAUUCUCCAGUGCUUCAGACAUUCCCUUUACAUUGGCCAGAAACCAGUGUUGGGAUCCCCCACAGCCUGACAGCAUAUGGGAGAAGCCCAGGAACAGUGCCUUUAUACCCCUCAGCUGCUUCGUCCUUUGGCCCUAUUACGUCUCCUCCUUUGUACAAUGCUGCUCCUUUCUUGUUGGGCUCAGCUCCUCCAGCAGAGCAUGAAGGUAGUCCAAAGUUCCUGGAGACCUUAAAGACGGAGAGGACAAGCCCACUGACCACUGAUCUUUUGCCCUUGGAAUCAAGAAGCCCCAGUUUGCCCCAGGUGGGGUAUCUAGGAGUAGGAGGACAGGAGUUCAGCCCCAGUCUGUUUCAGUCAACAGAAGAUCGCGAGUGUGUGAACUGUGGAGCCACAGUGACUCCAUUGUGGAGGCGAGAUCUGAGUGGGCACUACCUGUGCAACGCCUGUGGCCUGUACCACAAAAUGAACGGACAGAAUCGUCCACUAAUACGACCAAAGAAACGCCUGAUCGUCAGUAAGAGAGCUGGAACCCAGUGCAGUAAUUGCCACACAAGCACCACCACCCUGUGGAGACGGAAUGCAAGCGGAGACCCUGUCUGUAACGCCUGUGGCCUCUAUUACAAGCUCCACAAUGUGAACCGCCCCCUGACGAUGAAGAAGGAGGGGAUCCAGACGAGGAACCGAAAGGUGAGCAGCAAGUCCAAAAAGAAGAAGCAGCUGGACAAUCCCUUUGAGCCUCUGAAGGCGGGAGUUGAGGAACCAUCUCCGUAUCCCUUCGGGCCUCUUCUCUUCCAUGGCCAGAUGCCACCAAUGGGACACAUGAUCACUCCCUCACACCACCUUAUUCAGUCACCGAGAAUGUCUCAUUCCGCUUCAGCUGUCGGCUAUCGACAUGCGACAACAGGGGUAUUGCCCCCCCUUAGUUAACAUAAAGGGACAGUUUCUGAGGGAAGGGUUCUAUGCCAUGACCCAUGAAGGCCACCUCCCCACCAGUCUUGAAACGUCAGAAAGCAUCUUGUCACCAAUACACUGUGGACAGACUCUACCAUUUGCUUAAAACGUGUGCUCACCCCACCAUCCCUCAGCCACCCUACGCCACAAGCAAUAUCUCCCCACCUAGCUGCCAGCUUUUGGGCCACACCUACACAUUGGUGGGAGGACCUUCCCCCAGAGACAAACUCUUCUAGAUAAUGGCAUGUGACCUCUCUAGGGCCCCUAGAUUUCACCACAUUUGUAUCGGAAUUAGCCAAGGGAGGGGUUCUAGUACAGCCCAAUGGGUGCCCCCAUGCCAGUGGGUGUGUCACCCACAGUUGCCCAUUAUGGUGUAGGGUAUAGGGUUGCCUCAUAAAUGUACAUACACUGACCUUUAUAUUGAUACACACCCGCUGCUUAUACCCUGGCAUAUCCUCUAAGGCAAAACGAGUGCGGUGCCCGGACAGCGCCGGGUGGUACCCGCAGAUGGGCCCAAGCUGAUGUUCCAGGCGACUAUACACAAAGCAUGAUACUUGUCAAAUCUUUUCCUUACAAUAAAGAAGAACUUUUUCGUUC